Messenger RNA from Protopterus annectens (West African lungfish), 2478 nucleotides. RefSeq names its product ladybird homeobox 1 (gene LBX1). The transcript is spliced from 2 exons. Gene Ontology annotation, biological process: regulation of DNA-templated transcription. NCBI's taxonomy places the organism in Eukaryota, Metazoa, Chordata, Ceratodontiformes, Protopteridae. Gene Ontology annotation, molecular function: DNA-binding transcription factor activity, RNA polymerase II-specific; DNA binding. Bases 420 to 1250 code for a protein of 276 amino acids. The record is from RefSeq and is a predicted model, not a curated record.
GGGAGAGAGGAAGGGUGAAAGUGCCAGUGAAGAUAAUUGAUCACCUUGCAAUCAACAAUAACUUGUUAGCAAUAGUCAAUUACACAGAUUCUUUGCUUUUUCCACACUCUGAGGAGGAGCAGCACCAGAACUCCUUCUUUUCCUGGUAUUCAGGGCAAUGGGACUUCACUUUUCUUAAAGCACAGUGGAAAGGCAACGUGGGCCAAAAGUGGGAAGUUAAAGCUGUCUUCCAAAUCAGGACUGUGCAACACCUGAUCAUUCGCAGACAAACCUUUUAUUGUUUCUGAAGUCCUACUUUGUAAACCGCCGUGAUUAGUUUAUGUAAAAAGACAGAACACCUGAGCCAUACCAGAGUUGCUCCGGUAACUUUUUUUGAAACAGCUUUCAGCCACGCAGAUAUAAGGUGGACAUCAUCAAGAAUGACUUCUAAAGAAGAAGCCAAAUCUUCGUCGAUGGAAGAGAGAAGAAGAAGCCCUCUGGAUCAUCUACCACCCCCAGCUAACUCGAACAAGCCUCUUACUCCAUUUAGUAUCGAGGAUAUUUUGAAUAAACCUUCAGUAAGGAGAAGUUACUCAAUCUGCGGGACAGCACACCUCUUGGCCUCAGCUGAAAAGCACGCUCCUACUGGUUUGCCCCUAACCAGCCGGACAAUUCUUUCCCAAACUUCCCCCCUUUGCGCACUCGAAGAACUAGCCAGCAAGACAUUCAAAGGACUGGAAGUUAGUGUUUUGCAGGCGGCUGAAGGCAGAGAUGGGAUGACAAUUUUUGGCCAGAGGCAGACACCUAAAAAAAGACGGAAGUCGCGUACAGCAUUUACCAAUCAUCAAAUCUAUGAACUGGAAAAACGUUUUUUGUACCAGAAAUACUUGUCGCCGGCAGACCGAGAUCAAAUUGCUCAGCAGUUGGGUUUGACAAAUGCCCAGGUGAUCACCUGGUUCCAGAACCGUCGGGCCAAGCUGAAGCGAGAUCUAGAGGAAAUGAAAGCCGACGUGGAGUCGGCCAAGAAAUUGGGAGUUUGCAGCCCACCGCGGGAUACUGUUGUUACCGUGGCUGAGCUAGAUGCAAGCCCGGGGGACUUAAAUAGCACGUCUAGGUCACAGUCCCCAAUUUCUACUAAACACGGACUAGACACCCCUACACAACUUCACCUCUCGCCAUCGUCUUCCCUCAAAGACCAGCCCACAAGCAAAGACUGCUCAGAGUAUGAAGAAGAUGUUGAAAUAGAUGUGGAGAUAGAUGUGGAUGACUGAUGUGCGCUGUUUUAUAAUUUUCCAAUUCAACAUAAUGACAUUUGAACUCAUUUAUAUUUAAAAUGACUUUAUAAUAUUUCUAAAGCGAGCAUGGACUAUGUAAUCUAAAGUUGCACUUGUUCUCUAGUAACAGGAGCAAAACUAUAUAGAACCAAGACUUAUUUUUUCAAUAUAAAAGCAAUAAACGACAGGGAAUAUACAAAAAAAUCAUUGAAACGACUGCCAUAUGUACGUAGUUUUAUUUUAUUUUUUUUGGAAAGGUGCAAUUAUGUCUAACUUCUAUACAGACAUUUACAAUAUAUAAUGGUUUGAGAUCUGAAGUUUUGCUUACGGGACAUACAUAUAUUAUAUAAAUAUAUAUCCUUGGUUAUGCCGGUAUACCACUUAAAUAAUUAUUUAAUAUUUGUUAAAUUUUGAGUUUGAAAUAUAUUCUUUACUUGCAUGUUUAAGGUAUGCACGAGACAUUUUCUUUAUUUUUUUUUAUAACUUAAGUGGUAUGUACGCACAGAUUAAAAUGCUGUGGACCACACAAUGAUGAGACCUAUUUACACUUUACUUUAAGCGAAAUUCGUUGAAUCGACUUUCACCAUUAACAUAUUUUUCUAAGGAAACCGUCGUGCCACCCAAUCAUCUUUGAUAUCUAUACAAAACAAAUUAAAACUAGUGGGGUUUGUACACAUAGAACAAAUCAAGUUUUAGUCCAAAGUCUAGUCUGUGUACAAGAAUUUCUUCCUUUAGUGUAUGUGCAGACUUUUUAUUGUAUCAGUUUAAAAAGCAUACAGUUAAAUCCGUUCUGGCUUGUUUACCUUUACCUGUGAUUUGUGCAAAAUAUAAUUUAUCAGCACAAUAAACUGAACAGCAUUUUUGUAUAGUUCCAGGAGGUAUAAUGCUUUCUCAUUUCAAGGUCCUCAACUGCAUUUCUAUACAAAAAAGAAACAUGCCAUUAAGACCCCCUGCCUUUCUUUUUGCUAAUUACAAAACAUCAGAGGGUAAGUACGCGUUUAGGUAUUUUAGAAAACAGAUGCAUUUUGAUGUUGUUGUCUUCUAACAGAAGUUGGAGUAAAAUAGAAAUAUAGAACAAUAUCAGGUAAUGCUCAGGCGAUACGAACUAUGAACUUCCUACAGAUCACCGUUGGAAUUUUUUUUAGUGAUGGGAGAUUUGGAUAGUACAAAAGAUAAGAGUCACGUUCGUUUAGUUACAUUCCCCAGUUUUACAAAAUAAUAUAAU